Cetraspora pellucida is the source of this 963-nucleotide messenger RNA. The record is from the annotation of a GenBank genome assembly. NCBI's taxonomy places the organism in Eukaryota, Fungi, Glomeromycota, Glomeromycetes, Diversisporales, Gigasporaceae.
AUGAUCGAAAAGGCAAAAUUGUUAGUGGAUGAACUAGAAAUAAAGCUUUAUGGAGAAGCAGGUUCUGUUGAUGAGGAUGUCAUUACUGAAUCCUUAUCUUUAUUGCAAAAGUGCAAAAUAAAUAAAAAACAUAUUUCUGUGGCAUUAUGUGCAAAUGCUGAUGGAUCUUAUAAGUUGGCUCCUCUUAUAAUUAGCAAAUAUGCCAAACUCCAAUGUUUCAAAAAUUGGCUUCAGGAUUUCGACCACCAAAUGUUGCAGAAGCAUAGAGGCCAGUAUGUUUUUUUACUUCUUGACAAUUGUUCUAGUCAUAAAUUAGAUGAGUUAACCCUCCAGUAUGUAGAUGUACAUUUUUUACCUAAAAAUACAACUUCUAGGAUACAACCAAUAGACACAGGAAUAAUCAUAACUUUUAAAAGAGCCUAUCAUUGUUUUCAUCUUCAAUGGAUGUUGGAGCAAGUUGAAGCAGAUAAUUUCAUUCAGAAUUUGAAGAUGGAUGUUUUACAAGUAAUCUUGUAUAUCAUAAAGGGUUGGGGAGAGGUUUUGGCUGAAACCAUAUGUAACUGCUGGCAUCAUACAAAAAUUCUCCUGUCUAGUGCAAAUCUUUCAGAUGAUCUUUGUGAAGCUGGUGAUUCAAGGCUUGAAAAUCUUAUUAGGUCACUAAAUACUCUCUGUCUUCCAAAUGCAAUGGAAACUGAUGAAUUCUUAAAUUUUAAUAAGGAUCAAAUUAUUAAGAAGCUAGCUUAUGUGUUCAGAAAUGAUGAAAGUGUUGAAGUUAUGGAUGAAGGAAAUACUGAGGUAAUGGAUGAUAGUGUGGAACCCACAGUUGUUAGUGGUAGUUCGGCAUUGAAUAGCUUAGAAAAUGUUCAGAUGUUUUUACUUCAGCAGGAAGGCUCGGGUAAUCAAUUAAAAUUAAUUAAUUUUCUUGAGAAAUUUAUUAGGAAAAUGAUCUCAAGUUCUGCUUAG